UUCUUUUCUCAUUUUGAGCAGAAGAUCAACCAGAAUCAGAGACUUCAAAAUGCCAAAGGUUGAUAUAAAAGUGAUAACAGACGUUGCUCUGUUCAUCGGAGCGUCUAUCUCUGCCUAUUAUAUGAUGUCAGUGCUUCUGUCACAAGAUGGGCCUUCGGCAAAGUCCAGCGAGACAAAGAAGAAGGCCAAUGAAUCACUGCAACGGUUGAAGAUGCUGAACCCUGCUUUGAAGCUGGAGCUGAACGACUAUGAGAACGCAGUGCUGGCCAGUGUGGUUACACCUUUCGAGAUUGACGUGAAGUUUGAAGAUAUCGGUGGUUUGGAGCCUAUUAUCGAUGAGCUCAGAGAGAGCGUGCUGUAUCCAUUAACUCUACCAGAGCUGUUCACACAGUCGUCGUUAUUACAGGCGCCAAAGGGUGUAUUGCUCUAUGGGCCUCCAGGGUGUGGUAAGACCAUGAUAGCCAAAGCACUUGCAAAGGAAUCCGGGGCAAAUUUCAUCUCCAUUAGAAUGUCCCAGGUGAUGGAUAAAUGGUACGGUGAGAGUAAUAAGAUGGUUGAUGCCAUCUUCUCCCUCGCACAGAAAUUGCAACCGUGUAUCAUCUUCAUUGAUGAGAUUGACUCUUUCCUGAGAGAACGUCAAUCCAUGGAUCACGAAGUCACCGCGAUGCUCAAGGCAGAGUUCAUGACUCUCUGGGAUGGGCUCACCUCGUCGGGGAGAAUCCUCGUGCUAGGUGCCACUAACAGACCAAACGAUAUCGACUCUGCAUUCCUGAGACGUAUGCCAAAGAGAUUUGCCGUUGAAUUACCAAAACCUGAACAGAGAGAACGCAUUCUCAAACUGUUGCUGAACGAUACCAAGCUCUCGCGUGACUUCGAUCUAGGCGAAGUUGUCAGCUGUACGCGUGGGUUCAGUGGAUCAGAUCUGAAAGAGGCAUGUCGUGAAGCUGCUAUGAAUGCGAUGAGGGAGUACAUUAGAUCAAACUUCAAAGACGGUAUCAGAUUAAGCGACGACGAGGUUAGAGUGAGACCUUUGAAGACAACUGAUUUUGCAUGUGUUCGUGACACUAUCAAGCCGGUUAGUGUCGACUGAUUUGCUCUAAUAGUAUACGUAUGUGUAUGUCAUUGAAUGUAUAUAUUGAC
Molecule: messenger RNA, 1140 nt
Organism: Williopsis jadinii
Lineage: Eukaryota; Fungi; Ascomycota; Saccharomycetes; Phaffomycetales; Wickerhamomycetaceae
Gene: MSP1
Product: protein-degrading AAA family ATPase MSP1
Exons: 2
Coding region: 50-1090 (346 amino acids)
Cellular component (GO): mitochondrial outer membrane
Molecular function (GO): ATP hydrolysis activity; ATP binding
Source: RefSeq, a predicted model, not a curated record